AUGCUUCCGUUUAUCGGUCUUACAGUCGUUAUCUUGCUCACCGCGCUCUACGGCAAUGUCCACGCUAUUCGCCUUCCCAGUGCCGAUGGUAAACACAAGUACAAGGUCGCUGUCAGCCACUUUCCUUUAACAGACACUGCCCGAAAAGAUCCAUACAAGCCGGAUGAGGUCCGCCGGCUUAUGGUCAGCCUGUACAUGCCCGUACCCAAGGAGUCAUGCUCGAACGAAUGCCAAAACAGCUACAUGCCCCCUCAGACCGCUGCGAUUGCGAACGAGCAGUUCAUCGAAGGCGGGAAGCGUGAUGCAGGCAUAUUCGAAGAGAUGGCCUAUGGCGUUUGCUGUGGCAGUUCUACCGACAUCGAUGCAAGCAAAUUCCCAGUCAUAGUCCUGGAACCGCAUGUUGAUACGAGUAGACUACUCUACUCUACCAUGGCACGUUUCAUUAGCGCAAACGGUGUCGCCGUUGUUGUCAUCGACCAUCCUGGCGACGCUUCCAUUGUCCAGUUCUCUUCCUCCCGCACUCGCGACCUCCAGACUGUAUAUAACAGUGGUACUGUCCCUCUCUCGAACUUCUCCCCCAUCACAACCUGGAACACCACAGUCCAAACUGCUGUCGACACGCGCAUGGCCGACAUCGCGUUUACGCUCUCUCAGAUCAACAACGUCGCUCUUUUGCAACAGCAUUUCACAACUCAACGUUUUACGUCAGGAUUGAAGACAGCGACGUACGGUAUCAUUGGUCACGGCCUUGGUGGCACAGUAGCAACCUCACUCGGUCUCACCUCUUCUGCCGUAAAGUUCAGCAUAAAUCUUUCCGGUACACCACCCCUCUUAUCUUCAGAUGUUCGAAACGUUCCUCUUUUCUUCUUUGGUCGCGCCGACUUCCGCCGCGAGCACGACAUCCACUGGCCGACGACCUGGUCGCACCUAACUGGCCCAGCUACGGAGUUUGACCUCGACGACUCUGCCAUCUUCGAUGCGUCCGAUCUUCCCAUGAUUGUUGAGCUAGCUAGGACGGAAGGUGGAAAGAAGGGCACCAAAGCCCGCGGGCUGAGUGGGAACGCUCCAGCGGAGGGCGCGCGUGCGGUCACCUGUUUUCUGGAGAACAUUGUGAAGGAACAUUUCAAGCUGAAUGGACAGGGCAUGGAUCUGGGUGGCUGUGUUAGGAGGUUUGAGGGUGUGAAGCCAUAUCCUGGGUACAAGAAGGAAGAAUAG
This is a messenger RNA of Alternaria postmessia, 1215 nucleotides long. RefSeq lists its product as uncharacterized. NCBI's taxonomy places the organism in Eukaryota, Fungi, Ascomycota, Dothideomycetes, Pleosporales, Pleosporaceae. The record is from RefSeq and is a predicted model, not a curated record. Gene Ontology annotation, molecular function: 1-alkyl-2-acetylglycerophosphocholine esterase activity. The coding region runs from base 1 to 1215 and encodes 404 amino acids. The transcript has a single exon.